Molecule: messenger RNA, 2604 nt
Organism: Branchiostoma floridae (Florida lancelet)
Lineage: Eukaryota; Metazoa; Chordata; Leptocardii; Amphioxiformes; Branchiostomatidae
Product: polycystic kidney disease protein 1-like 2
Exons: 16
Coding region: 1-2604 (867 amino acids)
Biological process (GO): detection of mechanical stimulus
Cellular component (GO): membrane
Molecular function (GO): protein binding; calcium channel activity
Source: RefSeq, a predicted model, not a curated record
AUGCCGGCCGAAUUGCAGGUGUUCCAGUUUUACGUGAAGAAGAUAUCGUCCUCCCUGUCCUUCGUGGUUGACGUCAACACCACCCAGUUUCCUCAGCCAAUCACCUUGCUGCUCCGCAAGGGGGCGCCUCCAACCCCGGCUGCGCACAACUGGACAGUCACCCUGCCACUUCCCGAGGACCAGCUGUUCUCCGUGCCGUGGAGAGACAACAGCUCACUGACCUCCAACCCUUACCAGUGGAUGGUGCCGACAGGAGACAUCGACUUCUCUCCCUUUGAUGCAGGAAACAUGACAGAGUAUUUCAUAGGAAUAGACUUUGCUGCUACUGCCAACCAGAGCAGCGAUGACAACGUCGCCUUCACUUUAUACGUCUUUGAGACGUCCUGCGUCUAUUUUGCGGAAGGCGACACGCAUCUGUGGGAGAGGGAAGGUUGCAAAGUCGGUCUAUUGUCCAACCUGACACACAUCCACUGCCAGUGCGACCACCUGACCAAAUUCUCCGGCUUUGUGGCGCCGAACCCGCUCAACAUCCAGGAGGCCCUGUCGGCCAACGUCCUGGAAAACCCGGCAGGCCUCAUUCUGGUACUGGUCGUGUUCUCGUCAUACUUACUGGGUGUGCUCUGGGCAAGGAAGGAGGACAGGAAAGACCUGUCUAAGGCUGGGGUGGGGCUCCUUCCUGGCCACAAGCUGAACCCCCGUCAGGACUGUCAGUAUCUCGUCACUGUUUACACCGGUUUCCGGGGCAACGCAGGAACAACUGCCGAGGUAUCUCUGGUCCUCCACGGGUUCCACGCGGAAAGCCUGCCCAUCACACUGCGGGACCCAGGCCGGCUUCUCUUCGAGAAGGGCAGUGUGGACGCCUUCCUGCUGUCCACAGAUCAGCCGCUAGGGGGCCUGACUCAUCUCCAGAUCUGGCACAACAACGCAGGUUAUAGCCCAUCCUGGUUCCUCAGCCAAGUCGUUGUGGUCAACAAAGGAACAAACGUCACGACGUACUUCCUCUGUAACAGGAGAGCUGUGUCCAUGCCUCUGUCCCCGCAUCCUUCUCUGUGGUUGGCCAUCGACAGGGAAGACGGAAACAUCGAGCGUGCCGUCCCCGCUGCAGGCCCAGAAGAAAUGACCAGCUUCCGCACUGUUUUUGGCGCAAAAAGUGCCAGGGACAUGAACGAUGGCCACCUGUGGUUCUCCGUGGCCGGCCGCCCUGCCCGGAGCCCGUUCACCCGUGUCCAGCGCCUGUCCUGCUGCCUGACGCUGCUCUACAGCACCAUGCUCACCAACAUCAUGUUCUUCGGCCGCGGAGACGACUUCGACCCUCCCGAGCCGCUCAGGAUCGCAGGGCUGGAAAUCAAGCCGCCGAUUUCUCUCCCACAGCUGAUGAUCGGGAUACAGAGUGCGGUCAUCAUCAUGCCAGUCAAUCUGCUCAUCGUCUUCUUGUUCCGUCAGUCAGAUAAAAAGAAAGGGAAGAACACAUCUAAUGAUGCUAAGAAACGUUCAACAGAAGGUCAGGGAGCUAUCGAGGACGCUUUACGACAAGAUACAAAGAAAGUCAAGUACAGGCCAGGCAACCAUGAUUUGUACCGAAAAGAUGGUAAAAAGCACCGAACUUCUCUGCGUCCUGUGGUUGACAACAAACUUCGAGUCGUGCAGCUGGCAUCAGAGCGGAGCGACCGUCCCUACAGUAGUGACUGUGACGAAGAAGAUUCCUCAGGACAAAAGUGCCCGGUUUCUCGGUGGGCUGCCUUCGUGGGCUGGUGUCUUGUGUGGAGCGCGAGUUUCGUGGCUGCCUUCUUCACGGUACUUUACACGUUGAGCUUUGGUCGGCAGAAAGCCGAGGCCUGGGUCUUCACCUUCGUGACGUCAUUUUUCACCGAUCUGUUUUUUGUGCAACCCAUCAAGUUGAUCAUGGUGGCGAUUCUGUUUGCCCUUCUCGCAAAGAAACCGGUGGAAGAUGAAGACCCUCCCCCAUCCCCACCAGCAGAUGACGAGGAAUACACACACAGAAGUGGGAAGGGAGAUGGAAGGACUCCCCCAAACAGUUUGGCGACUGCAACUGGUUGGCUGCGAUACGUCGGUAGAGGAAGAACUACCCAUCGUCAAAGUUCUGUCGACACCCAAACCCCAUCGACCCCUCCCAGCCCGUCCAUGUUGGCAGAACUAAGAGCCAAGAGUGCCGAGAAGCGUAAAGCACGAGACGCGGUGCUGGAGGUUGUCGGCGUGGGUUUGUUCAUCGCAGUGAUCAUGCUGACAGCGUACGGAGAGAGAAGUCCACUCGCGUUUUACAUGACGCAGAACGUGCGAGGACUGACCCCGGGGGCCACAGACGUCAAGGACAUCCCGUCGUUCUGGACAUGGAUCACGGACGGUUUGGUUCCGGCCACCCACACUGCACUGCGGUACAACGGAAGAGCCAGCUCCGCUGACCUGGUGUUGGACGAUCUGCUGACGCAUCCGGUGGACGGGGUGAGGCUCAGACAAGUUCGACUCAAACCAGGAAAGCUCUGCGAGGUGCCAGAAAAAAUGACAUCAUUCACAUCACGCUGUCAGGCAGACUUCACCAUACUCACAGCUGACUCACAAAAUUAUACCAAGCUUAGCUUAGCUUGA